CAUUGACAUAACACCGGGCGAAGAGGAAGUCCAUCACUAGGCGUAACUAGCGGGACUAACCAGGAUUUCGUUGUUUAAUAUUAACUGAAACCCUGGCCAUGGCAGCCGCCAGAGCCGUUGUUAAAGUUAAUGACAGCCGCGUAGUUCAUAUGAGGUGACAGCAGGGUGGUGCACGCCAUUGUCUCCGUGCGCUUGACCUGCUAGCUUCCUCAGACAGUCGGUUGAGAUAAAUAUCUUUUUUGCACAGCCAGAAAAUCAAGAAUUAUGUGCUCGGUAAUGAGCAGAGUGAAACCGGUUAGCCGGGCUCUGGCUCUCACGCUACGUAUAGGGGGAACCGCCGAGGGCUGGAGUCACUCAGCUGCCCGGAGCAGGCGCUCGUACCCCGGUGUGGGAAGCUGGAUCGAGCCGCUGACAGUCACCGGCAGGCGGUACAGCUCCAGGAUGGCUUCUUCUCAAGGACUGCUCUUCAGACAACUGUUUGAGUCAGAGAGCAGCACCUACACCUACCUGCUGGCUGACUCGGAGACCAGGGAGGCUGUCCUUAUAGACCCUGUCCUGGAGACCAUCGACAGAGACCUGAAGCUCAUCGACGAACUGGGACUCAACCUAACUGUAGCAGUGAACACUCACUGCCACGCGGACCACAUAACCAGCACCGGUCUGAUGAAGAAAAGACUGGCCGGACUGAAAAGCGCCAUUUCCAAAUUCAGCGGCGCUUCAGCAGAUAUUCACUUCACCGAAGGAGAUAAGAUCACCUUCGGAAAACACUAUCUGACUGUGAGAAACACUCCGGGACACACAGACGGCUGUGUGACGCUGGUGUCCGGGGACCAGAGCAUGGCUUUCACUGGCGACACUCUUCUCAUCCGAGGCUGCGGCCGCACUGACUUCCAGCAAGGGUGUCCUAAAACGCUUUAUGAGUCAGUCCAUCAGAAGAUCUUCACGCUGCCUGACCACUGCCUCAUUUACCCAGCGCACGACUACACAGGACGGACGGUUUCUACCGUCGGUGAGGAGCGCAAGUUCAACCCACGCCUGACAAAGAGCCUGGAGGAGUUUGUGAAAAUCAUGGACAACCUCAACCUCCCCAAGCCAGCAAAAAUCGACAUCUCAGUGCCUGCUAAUCUGGUUUGUGGAGUACACGAAGUUUGAAAGCAACAGAGAACAUUUUAAGUCAGACCACUGCAUCAUUUAACUUGAAUUUCUAGCAGAAUUAACCAAAAGCGGUAACCAUUUAUGUGCUUUAAUUAUUGUGUUUCUGUCUGAAAAUGUAAAGCUAUGUAUUUAAUAAUUAGCUGGUUGGACUGCAGCUACUGACAUUGUGAUUGCACUUGAAAUGAAAAUGCAUUGAUGUAUAUUUUAGCUUUGCAAUACGAGCACUUAUAGGCCUGUACAUGAGGGAAAGAAGACUUAAUAGUAUAUUUUUGUACUUAGCAUAAAGUUAAAUAUGACAGAUAUUUUCUAAGUUGUGUUUUUAUGAAUUGCAGAAUUUGGCUAAUUUUAAUGAAAAAGAAAAGUUGGAUGAAAAAAUGUUCUAUUCAAGCUUCGGUUUAGUAUUCAUGGAUGCUUAACUGGCACAACUGAGUUCCUCCACAGUGAGUCCAGCUUCCUUCAGCCAAGGACACACACACACACACACACACACACACACACACACACACACACACACACACACACACACACACACACACACACACACACAGACACACACACACACACACACA
Molecule: messenger RNA, 1724 nt
Organism: Salarias fasciatus (jewelled blenny)
Lineage: Eukaryota; Metazoa; Chordata; Actinopteri; Blenniiformes; Blenniidae
Product: persulfide dioxygenase ETHE1, mitochondrial-like
Exons: 7
Coding region: 265-1152 (295 amino acids)
Biological process (GO): hydrogen sulfide metabolic process; glutathione metabolic process
Cellular component (GO): mitochondrion
Molecular function (GO): sulfur dioxygenase activity
Source: RefSeq, a predicted model, not a curated record